GUCAUCCUUGCCGAACAAGCCUCUCCCUCUCGCCCACUCUGCAGCGAGAUGCAUCUUUCUUCCUUAGGAAGUUGGACGGUGGUCCACUCAUAGCUGGGAGGCUAUCUUUUCCGGAAUUACAACUCGCAAAUAUGUGGGACGACAGCCAUGUGCAAUGUGCGCACCGCGAACUCCCGCAGCAACGGCGCUCCUCAAUAUCAGCAUCCGUUACUUCCUGCAGACGAACCGAUUCGAUUCGAUCAUCUAGCGCCACAAACGCAACGCUCUAGAAGGACAAUCGACACAAGAGCCAUUCUGCCACGCGAGUUCCCCACUAAGUGGAGGGUUGAACAACCCGGGGCAGUGUGCCUGUCCUUCACAACAACACCCACAGGGACGCCCUUAACGGCGAACGUUGGGGCAGCGACUAUGGCUGAUCAGUGCUUACGAGCCAUCGCGUCAAGCUGCUCGCCCAUCACCUUCAGGUGUGUGAACAGGUUUUCUAUUCGCCCGUCCGUCGACGCUGCUUAUCCGUCACCCAAUUUUUGGUGGAGCCGGCAUGUCUGAGACUGCAAAGGGCGCAGAAAGCCGCUCAGGAUCUGGGACCUGCUGGCCCGCAUUUAUGUGCAGGCUGAGAUACCUGGCCCCAGUCUGAUAAUCUCUUCUGUCGCGCUUUCCUUCCCUCUAGAUCUCUUGAUCGUUGCAUACGAGGCGCCAGCAACAUGAACCGCGCUCUUCUGGAGCCUGGAACCACGGCCGUUUGAGAAAUAGUCUUCAUGGCGGCCGGCGGUGACACCGAUUCUGCUUAUGCUGAAAGCAUAGGCGCCUAUUCCGAGAAUACUUCUGCGUCUUCGAGCGUAUUUGACUUUCAGUACGAGAAUGGCCGCCGGUACCAUUCCUACAAGGCCGGGCAGUAUUUUGCUCCCAAUGACGAGCAAGAGCAGGAAAGACUCGACCUUCUUCACCACGUUCAGUCCAUGGUUCUCGGCGGAGAGCUCUACAAAGCACCGAUCAAGACGCCCCAACGCAUUCUCGACAUAGGCACCGGCACUGGAAUUUGGGCAAUCCAGAUGGCCGACAAUUUCCCCAUGGCAGAGGUUGUCGCCACGGAUUCAUCCCCGAUUCAGCCGACUUGGAUCCCGCCCAAUCUGGAAUUUCUCAUAGACGACUGCGAAUCAGAGUGGACGUUCCAGCGCGGGUUUGAUUUUAUUCGUCUUGGACAUAUGGGCGGCAGUAUAGCGGACUGGGAAAAGCUAUUUCAGCAGUGCAUAGAACACCUCAGACCAGGGGGAUGGGUCGAAAUCAUCGAUUUUGAAGCAUGGGGCAGCACGGACGAUAAUAGUCUUCCUGAACAUUCAUUCUGGCAUACGUGGCAAACCGAACUCAGCAACGCGGCAGAGAAAUUCGGCCGCACAAUGAACAUAAGCCCACAAAUCAAGGGUCUGGUGGACCGAGCAGGGUUUCAAGAUGUGGUCCACGAAGUUCACAAGGUUCCACUGUCCCCAUGGCCCAAAGAGCCCCGUCGAAAGAAUUUGGGUGUAAAUAUGAACAUGAUAAUGACCGAAGCAAUGCAAGCUUACAGUCUGGCACUGUUCACCAGAGUACUGUGCUGGGAGCCUGCAGAAGUCGAGGUCCUCCUGGCUGGGGCAAGAAGAGAUCUGAACAACCCUGAUUACCAUUUGUAUACUCGAUUGCAUGUUGUUUACGGGAGGAAGCCGCCACGACCAGCGCCGGCGCCUUGAGAGAUAUCAAAAGUUCUGGGAUGGGCAAAAAGGCAAUGUCUGUUUACAGGAAUCAACGGUGGCUGGUGGGAUCUCCGUUGCAGUUUUGGAGAGACAGCCACGUGGAGGAAGGAGCCUUGGGUAAUGGGAUCUCUCUGGGAUAUUGCGCGGGAAAUGCUUUGUGCUCUGGGUGUUGUUCGUCUUGCAAGGGAAGAAAGAUGGCGUUACGAACGGGUGGUAAUAGUGCAGCAGUUUGUAGCGGUGCAAAGAAUAGGGUGUGAUUGAA
Molecule: messenger RNA, 1986 nt
Organism: Cladophialophora immunda
Lineage: Eukaryota; Fungi; Ascomycota; Eurotiomycetes; Chaetothyriales; Herpotrichiellaceae
Exons: 6
Coding region: 756-1721 (321 amino acids)
Molecular function (GO): methyltransferase activity
Source: RefSeq, a predicted model, not a curated record